Molecule: messenger RNA, 2855 nt
Organism: Oncorhynchus masou masou (cherry salmon)
Lineage: Eukaryota; Metazoa; Chordata; Actinopteri; Salmoniformes; Salmonidae
Product: histone-lysine N-methyltransferase 2B-like
Exons: 3
Coding region: 60-362 (100 amino acids)
Biological process (GO): positive regulation of DNA-templated transcription
Cellular component (GO): histone methyltransferase complex
Molecular function (GO): histone H3K4 methyltransferase activity
Source: RefSeq, a predicted model, not a curated record
UGUAAAAUUUAGCGUAACACCUUGUUCCUGUCUUCUCUUACAGGAAGUCCACCUUCGACAUGUUCAACUUCCUGGCUUCCCAGCACCGCCAGCUCCCUGACAUCAACCCCUACGAUGAGGAGGAGGAUGAAGUCCCACUCAAAUCCACAAGACGUGCCACUAGCUUGGAGCUCCCCAUGGCCAUGCGCUUCAGACAUCUGGAGAGGACAUCGAAGGAGGCUGUAGGCGUGUACAGGGUAUCGGCUGCUACAUGUUCCAUAUCGAUGACUUUGACGUGGUGGAUGCCACAAUGCGCAGCAAUGCGGGGCGCUUCAUCAACCACUUGUGCGAGCCCAACUGCUACUCACGCGUCAUCAACGUAGAGGGCCAGAAGCACAUCGUCAUCUUUGCCCUGUGCAAGAUCUACCAGGGCGAGGAGCUUACUGUCAUGACUGUCCUGUGAGGAUUACAAUGGGUCAGAUCAGCCUGGCAAUGGUUGACAAAAACAAGACCUUCUCUCACCCACUAAAGAAGGGAGGAGGGAGCCCUGUCGUAAAUGUAAGUAGACUUUCUCUCCCCCUCCAGUAUUUAUCCCAAGUAAUGCUCUUUGUUAACUUUUCCCCCCGAAACUCUAACACGGUCUAAUGGAACAAUAAUUCUAACAUAAGAAUGUGGGGAAUGGUCAGUGGAGAGCUUUGGAAAAUGAAUGUAACAUUGGUUUUCAUUUUGUGAUGUCGUUAAACUCUAUGGACAAAAAACUGUAACUUGGAAAGUAAAUCCCCGUUAUGUCAAGUUUCCAUCUAAUACGUUGCGCAUAUAAUAUGAAAAAUGAUUAAAGUAUUGUUGUUAAGAUAUUAAUGUGGUUUUAGGAGGUAUAAGAUAAUCUAUCUCCUAUAAACUGUGCAUAAGUACGUAGCCAAGCCCCGAGUGAGGCAGGAGAGCAUGUCAGACUGAUGGAAUUGUCCUUUUCGCCCAGAGUACAUGAAAUAGCUUGGUAACGAAAUUAACAUUAGACCAGAAAAUGUGAGGCAGUAGCUACAUGUUUGAAAUGGUUGGAACUUUGAACCUCAACAUGAGGUGAAGAAUUAAACUCACCUUCCUUUAGACCAGAGACGGCAAGCUGCAUCUCAAGACCAUAGUAGUAUGAAUUCUGAAUAAUCAACACGAGGUGUAGGCGAGAAGCUCACCUCCCAGACAACCACUGAGACAGCUAUCGUGUCAAAUAUCUAGAAAAGGGAAUCUAAAUUAGACUUUUCUACUAAGCUCAUCACCAAUGGGAACCGUCGACACGGCUGAUUAGUUAUCUUCCAGAGUGAACAACAGUAGAAGACGAGAAAAGGGAUACCCUUUUGGGCAAUCAGAGCCAUACAGUUUUCCACUGAAAGGCCAACAACCUUCCUAACGAGGGCUGGUUCCGACAGAAUAAAGGAACUUGCACGUAAAUAUAUUAAUGAUUUCUUAUUUCAGAGGUGCAGAGAUUUGUGUGCAAACUACAGUUGAAGUUGGAAGUUUACAUACACUUAAGUUGGAGUCAUUAAAACAAAUUUUUCAACCACACCACAAAUUGCUGGUUCUAACUAGAGCUUUGGCAAGUCGGUUAGGACAUCUACUUUGUGCAUGACACAAGUAAUUUUCCAACAAUUGUUUACAGACAGAUUAUUUCACUGACUCACUGUAGCACAAUUCCAGUGGGUCAGAAGUUUACAUAGACUAAGUUGUAUGUGCCUUUAAACAGCUUGGAAAAUUCCAGAAAAUGAUGUCAUGGCUUUAGAAGUUUCUGACAUAAUUUUGAGUCAAUUGGAAGAUCACCUGUGGAUGUAUUUCAAGGCCUACCUUCAAACUCAUUGCCUCUUUGCUUGACAUCAUGGGAAAAUCAAAAGAAAUCCGCUUCAGAGAAAAAAAUAGUAGACCUCCACAAGUCUGAUUCAUCAUUGGGAGCAAUUCCCAAACGCCUGAAGGUACCACGCUCAUCUGACCAACAAUAGUACGCAAUAUAAACACCAUGGGACCACGCUGCCGUCAUAUCACUCAGGAAGAAGACACGUUCUGCCUCCUAGAGAUGAACGUACUUUGGUGCAAAAAGUGCAAAUCAAUCCCAGAACAACAGCAAAGGACCUUGUGAAGAUGCUGGAGGAAAUGGACACAAAAGUAUCUAUAUCCACAGUAAAAUGAGUCCUAUAUCGACAUAAUCCGAAAGGCCGCUCAGCAAGGAAGAAGCCACUGCUCCAAAACCGCCAUAAAAAAGCCAGACUACGGUUUGCAACUGCACAUGGGGACAAAGAUUUUACUUUUUGGAGAAAUGGCCUAUGGUCUGAUGAAACAAAAAUAGAGCUGUUUGGCCAUAAUGACCAUCAUUAUGUUUGGAGGAAAAAGGGGGAGGCUUGCAAGCCGAAGAACACUAUCCCAACCGUGAAGCACGGGGUGGCAGCAUCAUGUUGUGGGGGUGCUUUGCUGCUGGAGGGACUGGUGCACUUCAUAAAAUAGAUGGCAUCAUGAGGGAGGAAUAUUACGUUGAUAUAUUGAAGCAACAUCUCAAGACAUCAGUCAGGAAGUUAAAAGCUUGGUCGCAAAUGGGUCUUCCAAUUGGACAAUGACCCCAAGCAUACUUUCAAAGUUUGGCAAAAUGGCUUAAGGACAACAAAGUCAAGGUAUUUUUUUUCUUUGACACCCAUAAUUAUGUUGGCUCCAUCAUUUCUAGUUGAUCCCUUAGCUAUAUCUCUAUCUUUACUUUAAUCAUUGUUUUAUUUAUCUGAAAUUAUUUUUCACAGAGCUCAUCAUCCGUCAGGUUGUACAUAUUUGCUUUCCGUUGACUGUUCAGAGAACCUCAGUUGCUCUGACAGAUGUUAAAGAAUACUAAUGCAAAAAUGAGGAUGAUG